AUGAAUAUGCAAGGCAUAUUUGCCAUCCUCUCCUUGUGUUUUGUUGCUUCACAAGCUGAACCAAUUUUUGAUGUCCUCAAGUAUGGUGCUUUAGGAGAUGGCCACACCGAUGAUUCAAAAGCUUUUGUGAAAGCAUGGGAAGAUGUUUGCGAUUCAACAAAGGGAAAUCCAACCCUUCUGGUACCUAAGAGAAGAACCUUUGUAUUGCAACCUACUGUUUUCCAAGGUCCUUGCAAGUCUCCAUCCAUUAAUUUUAAGAUUCAAGGAACUAUAAGUGCUCCAAAAGGUGUCAAUGAUUGGAAAUGGUCAAGCAAUGAUAAAGGCAGCUGGCUUCAAUUUAUAUACAUAAAUAGACUUGUUGUCAAUGGUGGAGGAGUUUUUGAUGGCCAAGGUACACCUUGGUGGGAAUGUUUCAGAAAAUCUAGAUGUCAAAGGCCACGUGCCAUCUCAUUUCAUGCAUGUCCGGAGCUUAGAAUCAAUAAAGUGAAAGUAAUUAACACCCCAUCAAGUCACAUAAACAUAAACGGCUGCAAUGGCUCCGUUAUCUCCAAUAUCCACCUCCUUGCUCCUAAUGACAGCCCUAACACUGACGGCCUUGGAAUCUCUGGCUCAUCCCAUGUCACAAUCCGAGAUUCUACCAUGGAAGUUGGUGAUGACUGUGUGGUCAUUAAUGGAGGUUCCCACAUGAACAUUAGUGGUGUCUUCUGCGGACCUGGUCAUGGCAUAAGCAUUGGAAGCCUGGGAUCAGGUGGAACUUAUGGUGCAGUGGAAGAGAUCCACGUCAGAAACUGCACCUUCACCAGAUCUUCAAGUGGAGCCAGAAUCAAGACUUGGGAGGGUGGAUUUGGAUAUGUUAGAAAGGUCACAUAUGAGGACAUAAUACUGGAAGAUGUUCAGCACCCAGUGCUCAUUACCCAACACUACAAUAUUUCUCUAACUGACAACAAAAAGGCUAUAAAAAUCAGUGACAUUACAUACAGGAAUUUCAGGGGAACUUCAGCUUUUGAGGAAGCAGUCAAAUUGGAGUGUGACAAUGUUGUAGGAUGCACCAACCUUGUGUUGGACGACAUCAAAAUUACAUCAUCUAAUCCUAAAAUGAAGACCAGGGCCACCUGCACAAAUGCUCAUGGCAAAAGUUCUGCCUCCAACAUUCCUCAAGUUUCAUGCCUUCUAAAGUGGAAGAAAUUUGAUUUAGCUGCUGGUUUUACUCAAACAUAUAAAAGGAAAGUAAAAGAGAAACAAGGGUUAGAGCAGAAAGAAGUGACAGGUUCAGGUCAUUAUCCUAAGGGUCCAGGCUAUCAGGGAUUGGCAAUGAUACUGUAG
Prosopis cineraria is the source of this 1323-nucleotide messenger RNA. RefSeq names its product probable polygalacturonase At3g15720. The record is from RefSeq and is a predicted model, not a curated record. Gene Ontology annotation, biological process: carbohydrate metabolic process. Gene Ontology annotation, molecular function: polygalacturonase activity. Lineage: Eukaryota; Viridiplantae; Streptophyta; Magnoliopsida; Fabales; Fabaceae. The coding region runs from base 1 to 1323 and encodes 440 amino acids. The transcript has 8 exons.